AUGGAAGUACAGAAAGUGCCAUCCCACAAGAGCAAAAGACGAGCUUCAGAGGCAUUAAGCCAUGUCUCGGUCCAGGCAGCCGAUAGCGAUCUAUUAGCAACGCUGGGAUACAAGCAGGAGUUGAGACGGCACUACUCGACCGUGCAGAUCUUUGCGGUUGCGUUUAGUAUUAUGGGUCUUUUGCCGUCGAUUGCUUCUACGUUGUCUUUUUCCAUGCCUGCUGGUCCGGUGGGGAUGGUUUGGGCAGAUAUAGCAUCUGCAAUGCCCACAGCCGGCGGCCUCUACUUCUGGACUCACCAUUUCGCCUCCGAGAAAUGGAAGAACCCACUCAGCUUCCUAGUUGGCUACAGCAACACCAUCGGCCUCAUAGGUGGAAUCUGCUCAAUCGACUACGGAUUCGCCAACAUGCUCCUCUCAAUGAUCUCCCUAGCCCGGGACGGAAACUGGUCCGCUACACGCCCAGUAAUCUACGGCACGUACGUCGCGACAGUCUUCGCCCACGCCUUCAUAGCCAUCUUCUUUGCCCGCGUUAUGCCCAGAAUCCAAUCCAUCUGCAUCUUCUUGAACAUCGCCCUGGUCCUAGCCACCGUUAUUGCCUUGCCAAUCGGUAAGAAGCAGAACAGUCCACCUGUUAAUUCGGGGUCGUACGUUUUCGGCGACUUGGAGAACUUCACCUCCUGGCCGGCUGGGUGGACAUUCAUGUUAUCGUGGCUUUCGCCUAUUUGGACGAUUGGGGCGUUCGAUUCGUGCGUGCAUAUGAGUGAGGAGGCUAUGCAUGCGGCUCGGGCUGUUCCGCUGGGGAUUAUUUCUUCGGCUGGUCUUUGUGGGAUAUUGGGGUUUGUUUCGUUGGCUGUUAUUGCUGCUUCAAUGGACACGGAUAUUGAGGGAAUUAUGAACUCGAAGUUCGGUCAGCCGAUGACACAGAUUUAUUAUGAUGCUCUAGGUAAGAAUGGCGCACUGGGAUUCAUGGCUGUUGUUAUGAUCGUGCAGUUCUUCAUGGGACUUAGCAUUGUCUUAGCAGCAUCUCGUCAAAGCUGGGCUUUCUCUCGUGACGGCGCUCUCCCAUUCUCUUCUUUCUUCCGCAAGGUUAGCCAGCAUGUCUUGAUGCGCUAUCAACCUGUUCGGAUGGUUUGUGGUGUUGCCAUCGUGGCAGUCGUCAUUGGUCUCCUCUCGCUUAUCGACAAUACCGCCGCCAAUGCUCUUUUCUCCCUCGCUGUUGCUGCAAACGAUCUCUCUUGGCUGACUCCAAUACUGGCACGCUUGGUUUGGGGAGGUGAGCGGUUUGUUCCGGGUGAGUUCUACACGGGAAAAUAUCUCAGUAAACCUAUUGGUUGGAUUGCAGUUAUCUACAUGUCCUUCGUUAUUGUUUUGAGUAUGAUUCCUACGGAGGGACCAAAUCCGUCGCCCGAUACUAUGAAUUACACCGUUGUGAUCAAUGGUAGUUUGUGGGUUGGGUCGUUGCUUUACUAUUACGCAUAUGCUAGAAAAACAUUCAAGGGGCCGCAGACAACUGUUACUCUGGAGGAUGAGGGUAUGACCAUGGAGAAGGCUCAUUAG
Molecule: messenger RNA, 1557 nt
Organism: Penicillium olsonii
Lineage: Eukaryota; Fungi; Ascomycota; Eurotiomycetes; Eurotiales; Aspergillaceae
Source: the annotation of a GenBank genome assembly